CAUUGUCGGCGGUUCGCGGCGAGCGGUUGGCUUUUCUCAGCGGGGAAAACGCGAAAAAAAAACGUCUGUGUGCGGCGGGUGAAAUCUUCGGCAGAAGCUGAAAAAAAACAAAGCGACAAGUGUGGAGUGCAUGCCAAAAAAGAAAUAAGUUCGGAUCGCAUUGUGCGGCGGUAGAAAAUCGCGAACCAAACAUAUGAAUCGCACAUAAAUGAGGCCAAUCGCCGAAGCAGAGCUGCGAAUUAUGGCACUUUAUUGCCUAUAAAUAGUGUAACUAUAAGAAAGAAAAAGUGGCAAACAACCGAGGAAAAAGCAUAAAAAAAGGGAAAAAAGAAAGAUAUAAAUAAAUAAAGAAAACAGAAACCGAAAGAACAAAGGCGGGUUCGUUGUGGGUCAAGAACGAAAGUUCGGCCCGUUGAUUGUGCAUUUUUCGGGACAGGUCAAGCCGCCUGCUACCUGUGGAGCUCCAGCCCAAAAGUAACCUGGCGUAGCGAAGUCCAAAAGCCUGAAUUAUGACACAGCAGCAACCGCCGUGGCCGAGUCCCAGGGGAAACCGCUGGCUCAUCUUGGCAAUACUCGCUUUUCUCCACUUUGCAGAUGCUGCAGCCCUGCCCUUACUGUUUUCGCACAUCAAGCCGCAGAUCAACUGGACGCAGCCGGAAAUGGAGCGUUGGGUGAUUGAGGAGCAGCCGCGGAGCAUUCAGCCCCACUUGGAGCCACUGCUGCAUCCGAACCGCAGCCAUAACAUCCUGGCCGGAGAUGCCUCGGAUUCGGAGUUCCUGAAGCGACUGGUUCGUCAGAAUCAGACGGCCAGUGGUCGGAUGCUCUGGAACGAUGUGGCCGGCGGAGAUGGACUGGUGUAUCCUCCCUUUGUUGACCAGGCCCUGAAGCUGUUCAAUCUCAAGCAGGUGGCCUUCGAGAUCGAGAACAGUCUGAUGUCCAAGGUGACCUGCACCGCCUGCAGAGCGGGCACCGGAAUGCUGCAGCAUCAGAUUCAGUCGGGGAAGACGGAUACAGAGAUCAUCCGCAUGAUCACGGACUAUUGCACCAAUCUGAACAUCCAGAGUGCCCGGGUUUGCCAGGGAGUGGCCCAACUCUUUGGCAGCGAACUGAUAUACGUGCUGAAGCGGGUCAACCUGAGUCCCGAUGAACUCUGCAGUUUUGUGAUUGGCGAUGGCUGUGCCGAUGUCUACAAUCCGUAUCACGAGUGGGAGGUGAUUUUCCCGCCAGUCCCGAAGCCACCACGUCUGGCUGAUCUGCCGAUUCCCCUGGAAGCUGCUCCCUUCUUCAAGGUCCUGCACAUUUCCGAUACCCAUUAUGAUCCUCACUACGCGGAGGGUUCCAAUGCGGAGUGCAAUGAGCCACUUUGCUGUCGAUUGAGCAGCGGUCGUCCUGCCACGCCAAAUGCAGCUGCCGGAAAGUGGGGAGAUUACCGGAAAUGCGAUACCCCGAAAAGGACAGUGGAUCACAUGUUGUCACACAUCGCAGAGACGCACAAGGACAUCGACUACAUCCUUUGGACAGGCGAUCUGCCGCCGCACGAUGUGUGGAAUCAAACGAAAGAGGAGAACCUGGCCAUCAUCAAGGAGACCGUGAAGCAGAUGGUGGAAAUGUUCCCCGGAGUGCCCAUCUUUCCAGCUCUGGGAAAUCACGAAAGUGCUCCGGUUAAUAGCUUCCCACCGCCAUAUGUCAACCAGGUGGAUAUAUCAAUUAGUUGGCUGUAUGAUGAACUGGAUGUCCAGUGGCGAAGGUGGCUGCCCCAAAGUGUUACCCACACAGUGCGACGCGGUGCCUUCUACUCGGUUUUGGUGCGACCUGGAUUCCGCAUAAUCUCGCUGAACAUGAACUACUGCAACAACAAGAACUGGUGGCUGCUACUCAACUCCACGGAUCCCGCCACCGAACUGCAAUGGUUCAUCUACGAGCUCCAAAGCGCCGAGUUCUCCAACGAAAAGGUGCACGUCAUAGGCCAUAUUCCACCAGGACAUUCGGACUGCUUGAAAGUGUGGUCUCGCAACUUUUACAAGAUCAUUUCGCGUUACGAAAGCACAGUGACAGCUCAGUUCUAUGGACACACGCACUACGAUGAGUUUGAAAUGUUCUACGAUCCCCAGGAUUUGACUCACCCCAAUAGCAUUGCGUACAUUGGACCCUCUGUUUCGCCUUACUACGAUCUUAAUCCUGGCUAUCGGAUCUAUUACGUGGAUGGUGAUCAUGACUCCACCACGCGACUGGUCAUCGAUCACGAAUCCUGGAUAAUGAACCUCAGGGAGGCCAAUCUGUAUGGCUAUCCCAUUUGGUACAAGCUUUAUACAGCCAGAGCUGCGUAUAACAUGAAGGCCCUGCGUCCCAGCGAUUGGAACAAUCUGCUCAACGAGCUGGCCAGUAAUCAGGAGCUAUUCGAGCUGUACUACAAAUAUUACUGGAAAAACUCCCCGGCGCGACCCACCUGCGAUGCCGAGUGCAAAAAGCGUCUGAUCUGCGACUGCAAAAGUGGACGUUCCCACGAUCGGAAACACUUUUGUGCCGAGGUCGAGUCCAAGAUCGACGAGGAGUCAUCCAAGUCCUGGAAGUCAUGGUUCUACAAAGGACUUACCAACUCAUAUAGCCUGCUGUCCUCCAUCACCUACCUGCCCAAAUACCUGCUGGGAUAUCGCUGAGCUGAUCCGAUCCGUCGGUCAAGUGCAAGUCAAUGCAAUCGCAACGAAUGGAAACACCUACCCCAUAAGUUUACUAUGUGAUAACUAGUGCUUAAAUCCCAUUUGUCUAAGUUAACAUUUAACGCAAUGAUGUCCCAAUGGCCCGCCCCAAAAAGAACACGACUUGGGAACCCUUGAAACGCCCCUCGGAAACUGAGUCAGUGAACUAUAGUCAUUUAACUGUAAUCGAUCGAGUCGUUGUUGUUGCCCGUGCUGAUGCAUUUCGGAGCGUGGCAGGUGCGCCCUUUUACCUAAUGGAAAUUGUUGAACAAAUUACUUUUUAGAUACCUAAUCGUAAUGAUAGUUUAGGGCUUAUCGUAAAUAAAGUGCAAUUAUUUUUAUAAAACAAGUAA
Molecule: messenger RNA, 3049 nt
Organism: Drosophila rhopaloa
Lineage: Eukaryota; Metazoa; Arthropoda; Insecta; Diptera; Drosophilidae
Product: sphingomyelin phosphodiesterase
Exons: 7
Coding region: 510-2657 (715 amino acids)
Biological process (GO): ceramide biosynthetic process; sphingomyelin catabolic process
Cellular component (GO): lysosome
Molecular function (GO): acid sphingomyelin phosphodiesterase activity
Source: RefSeq, a predicted model, not a curated record